Pseudo-nitzschia multistriata is the source of this 963-nucleotide messenger RNA. NCBI's taxonomy places the organism in Eukaryota, Bacillariophyta, Bacillariophyceae, Bacillariales, Bacillariaceae. The record is from the annotation of a GenBank genome assembly.
AAUAMUUCAAUUUGUUGGCGAGAAAUGAGCUUSUUGAACGAGARACGUUUYUUGCCAACACUAUCAAAGUUUAUUGUUGUAACAAGGAGCUGAUCSGGAACUGGCUGAUCCAUUGGAURAGUGUAGGAGUCAGAUUGAAUAAUGGGGAAAAAGGGGAAGCUUGUUUUCAAAGGCGAUAAGCCUAAGAAGAAAUCCAAGAAGUCAAAGAUUACCAAAGGUGAACACGCGAAAMCGAUAGGAGCCGGGGCAGCAGAAACAAUAAUAGACACAGAAGCGACUGCAAACUAUCAGCGAAAGAACGUUGCUCCUUCGAUCCGAAACAAUACCUCUGCAUCGGCAGUGCCUAGCAUCGAAAAUGGAACGGGUCACAUUACGACAUCGGGAACCGUUGUAUCCGGACACGACACAAAAUUCGAAAAAGAAAUCCACGUCGGCGACGCCAUACUCGUAACAAUAUCUCUCCCCGACAAUACGACAGCGGAAGAAAUGCGGAUCGUAACAAUGCGCCUGUCGAACGUCUCGUUGAACCUAUCCAGUGCGUUUUCACAAAAUCUGAGCGAGCCGCAGUCCUUUCGGUUCGUCCGCAAGCCAAAAAAUCUGGAACAAGAACGAAGGAAGGAGCGACAAAAGCAACUSGAAGAAGCGAACGAAAUCGAAAAAAGCGCCUUUGACAUUUACGGCAAAGACAAUCGAGGGGGUGGCGAGAACACUGUGUUUACUUUUCGGGAGAAGACAGAAACAGGGUCGUACCGGGUCAAACAGCAGCACGUUUCUUCCUCUGGGUCGAUUACCCGUGCGGACCUGUUGGAUUUGCGUUCGAAAAAGACUAGUGACAAGUAUUGCUAAGGAAACAAAUCAAGUAAUUAUUCUCUCUCAAGGGUUAUUGUUGUUGACCGGCAUGUAGAGUAUGUCAGAGAUGAGUGAAAUGAAAAAAAUAAGUAGCAGUAAAAGCAACAAGAAUUA